Paraphaeosphaeria sporulosa is the source of this 3198-nucleotide messenger RNA. Its product is annotated as kinase-like protein. The coding region runs from base 356 to 3058 and encodes 900 amino acids. Gene Ontology annotation, cellular component: nucleus; cytoplasm. NCBI's taxonomy places the organism in Eukaryota, Fungi, Ascomycota, Dothideomycetes, Pleosporales, Didymosphaeriaceae. Gene Ontology annotation, molecular function: ATP binding; protein tyrosine kinase activity; protein serine/threonine kinase activity. Gene Ontology annotation, biological process: peptidyl-threonine phosphorylation; peptidyl-serine phosphorylation. The record is from RefSeq and is a predicted model, not a curated record. The transcript has 7 exons.
GCACGCUCUCUCCAGGCCCGCGUGUGCUCCCGCGUGCCCUCUCCAGCCAGUCCGCGAGUCACCACGGCGGCUGAUUCAGGCUGCGGCACCUCCAACGCGCACCCCGCCGACCGGCCACAACCCAGCGCGCUGCCAGCUCUCCUCGUCGAGUCCCACGCACGCACGUUUUGCGCGCCCGCUCGCUCGCUGCCGCCCUACCUUUACUCUCUGGCAGGCCCUCUGCCGCCACCGCCCGCUGACGUAGCACCCCUCCUCGCCCAGCCGCGCAAUUCGGAAUGCUCUGCUCGCAGCUGAGCCGGCUGUCUUAACCUCGCCUACGCCCCGUCUGCCUCCCCCACGCUGUCCUGCACCCGCUAUGGACCAGCAGUGGACCGCCUACUCCGAAUCCAGCGCGAACCGCCAGGCGCGGUACGACCCUCACACCAUGACGACCCCUCAGCACGUCCAGCAGGACCCAAACCUCCCGCAACAGAUCAAGCAGGACCAGUUCGCAUCCCCCACGGGGCCCUCGCGGUCGAAUUCAAUGGCGACCCUGCCAUCGCCCGGCAGCUCGCUCACCCUCAGCCGGAGCGCAGAGUACAACGACAGAGACGGCGACGUAGCCAUGGAGGAUGUCGACCCGUACAAGCCCAAGUACGCAGCCGCGCGCCCGAACCACCAGCACCGCCAUUCGCAGUCCUUUCUCCAGCAGGAAGAGAGUGCUGCUGCGCGGAGAUACUCGCCCAUGAACAUGUCGCCGACGUCGCCCUACAGCGGGAACCCACAGCAGGGCGGGCAGAACUACACCAGCUUCUCCCCGCAGGCCCAGGCGCAGAAUAGCAACAGGCAGAGUCCGACAAGAGGCAACCCCUACAUUACCACGCCCAACAGCUAUUAUUCUCCACCCGCCUCCCGCCCGCACGCGCCGCAACUACCUCCUAUACAAUCCAACAUGAGCCCAGAGAGCUUCUAUCCGCAGUCAGCGACCGCACAGUUGAAUGCAGUAUAUAACCGGGAGGCGCGGUCGCCCAGAACCACCAACCCCAACCCUCCUCAGCUACCCCCGAUUGGGCGGGGUCCCGUCCCCAAAUUCGAGAAGUGCGUGAACACGGCCGAUCUGCAGCCGAAGAUCAACACCCAGCCUCCGUUCCGCCGUGCGCAUCCCGAGGGCGGUUUCAUCAGCCCCCUGCAAGCGUUGACAUCUCACUUGCCCGCGACAUAUCGUGUCUGCAACCCUGGAUUCAAAUACGAAUCGACUCGAAAUCCGCGCCGUGUUCUUACGAAGCCGAGCAAAGGGGUCAAAAACGAUGGCUACGACAACGAAGACAGUGACUACAUUCUGUAUGUCAACGACAUUUUGGGCUCGGAAGAUGCUGGGCACAAGAACCGAUACCUGAUCUUAGACGUGCUAGGCCAGGGAACAUUCGGACAAGUCGUGAAAUGUCAGAACCUUAAGACGCAAGAGGUGGUUGCUGUCAAGGUGAUCAAGAACAGAACUGCAUACUUCAACCAAAGUAUGAUGGAAGUUUCUGUACUCGAUCUGUUGAACAAGCAGAUGGACAAGAAUGAUGACCAUCAUUUGCUGAGACUAAAGGACACGUUCAUCCACAGACAACAUCUGUGCUUGGUUUUCGAGCUGCUAAGCGUCAAUUUGUACGAAUUGAUCAAGCAAAAUCAAUUCCGAGGCUUAUCGACGACCUUGGUACGCGUGUUCGCACAACAGCUGCUCAAUGGGUUGGCUCUGUUAGGGAAGGCCAAGUUGAUACACUGCGAUCUGAAGCCGGAGAACAUCUUGCUCAAGAACCUCGAGAGCCCGAUCAUCAAAAUCAUCGAUUUCGGUUCCGCCUGCGACGAACGGCAGACAGUGUAUACGUACAUUCAAUCUCGAUUUUAUCGAUCACCAGAAGUAUUGCUGGGCUUGCCAUAUUCUGCCGCGAUUGACAUGUGGUCCCUGGGCUGCAUUGUGGUUGAACUUUUCUUGGGUCUCCCACUCUUCCCUGGUUCGUCCGAGUACAACCAGGUCGCCAGGAUAACCGAGAUGCUCGGACUGCCACCGACAUGGAUGCUCGAGAUGGGCAAGCAGUCCGGCGAAUUUUUCGAGAAGGCCCACGACGAGUACGGACGAAGGACGUACAGACUCAAGUCGAUGGAGCAAUACUCAAGAGAGCACGGUACCAAGGAACAGCCGAGCAAGAAGUACUUCUCCGCUACGACGCUACCAGAAAUCGUGAAGAACUAUCCCAUGCCACGGAAGAAUAUGAAGCCCAAUGAGAUAGAGCGAGAAAUGCAGAAUCGUUAUGCGUUCAUUGAUUUUGCUACGGGAUUGCUGAACCUCAACCCAUUGGAGCGAUGGACGCCGAACCAAGCGAAACAGCAUCCGUUCAUCACACAGCAGAAGUUUACGGGACCUUUUGUGCCGCCAACAGCUAUGCGUUCGGGAUCUAACAGAUCACCUGCUCCUGGUGUCCAAGAGCAGCAACGCUACGAAGGAAUGAGCAAGCAGCGUGCCCAGGCUCAACAGGCCGCUGUAGCACAACAGCAGGCGCAACAACAGGCUCAACAAGCUGCACAGAACGCCGCGUACGCCAAUAUGCAGAUGAACCAAUACCCGGCGCAGAAUACGCACGCACAAGCGCCUAACAUGUAUAACAACGUCUACGCACCGAACCAUCAAGGCGCUCCGCCACCCUACCCCGCCCAGCCUGGAUACAGCCAGCCGAUGGGCAUGAUCCAACCGCAGCAGCAACCGCGUCAAUACAACCAGCCUCAAAACCUGUACGCACAAGCUACGACUCGCGCGGGUAGGCAGCGCGCGUCCACGAUGGACCAGCAAGUACAGUCUGGUAUUCCGCCUGCGCUGCAAAGAGUGAUUAGCCAUCUGGAUCCAAACGCGCCCAUUCGGUUGCAACCAUCGCCCGCAUACUAUCCUCCUCCGCCUGACGGUGCACCCGAUGCAGCAGGCAAUGGGCAGAGAAGGAGAGGCUCCCGUGCGGCAGGCCAGAGCCAACGGAAUUUCGUUCGUAACUUGGAAGAUCGCACCCUUGAAGAAGGCUUCAUGAGUCAACAUGGAUGGCAAUGAUGCGAAAACCACUAGUUUGUACACUUCAUUUGGUCGUUGAUGCGCAGUUGCAUCGACAUAGCUUGACCUAUAUUCGAUUUUCGACACUCCGAUACCCAGGCAUUCGUACCCUUCUCAGAAGUUCACCUUGAUCGAGAGCA